UUUAUACAUUUACCGCCAAUACAAGAGCUUUGUGCCUGCCGAAAUGGCAAGACAAACGCUGAACAGAUCGCAGAAGCAGACGACAGCGAACAGGUUAUAACUAGCGCCACUCCGCUCGUACGUUCUUUCCCUAGCGGCGAAAGGGGCGAACUAGACCAGGCGUGCUGGAGGAGGGAGAUCUGUGCAGGUCUGGAGUUCAGUAGGUCGUGGUCGGGACCAUCGCUACUAGAUACUUCAGGACCACGUCAGGACAAUGCCUCAGAAGCAGGAGCGUUUUUUGCAACAUUCGUUUUUCCGCGUUUGUUAGAGCGGGCUUUUCAAUAUGUUACGCAAAGAGUAGCGAGUGCAAUCAAUGUUCGUACUUCAAAACAAGUGCAAGAGUUGGGUGCGGGUGGCUGCCGACACUUAUUUCAAGCAGCUUGCUGAACUCUCGUGCCCAUCAACGCAGUAAAGCUGCUCAGUUUUGAUAGACAUGGCAUUACAACGUUUACAUUCAACUACCAGCGUUGCAGGCAGCAGCUCAAGCUCAUCACGGUCGCGUCGACGCACCAUCAAAUGGCGAACUCUUAAAAAGUUGGCGAUGUCAAGAUCGUCAUCGGAGUCGUCUCUCAGUUCGACUAUGUUGAAAGAAAGUGACGAUGAAGAUUUGCGUAAAGAGUCGCAGGCGGUUCAGCAACGUUCUCUAACAAGGAGCCCCCGGAGUCCAUUGAGUGGCAACACAAAAUCCAGGUUGCCACAUGAAAACACGAAAAGGAAGCAAGCAAUCAGUGGAACUGGCUCGCCUCCAAGAAUCUCACCAAGAAAAGUGUCCAGGCCUGAGCUUGAGAAAGUGCCAAGCUCCAGGGCACCUUCACAUUCGACUUCAGUAGCCACUCUAGUAGUUGCAUCACCUCGCAGGUCAUUCUGGAAUACUUCUUAUCGCCAAGAGGCUGCUUCUGAUUCCUUGGCGCGAAAUGUUCAACAUGGUAGAAAAAGUGCACCUGAAGAAAAGUCUGCUGAUGGGUCCAGCAUAGUGAAGCAAGGACAAGCUAAUACAAGUUCGCAGCCUUCUACCAGAAGUCAACAGGGUCUUGCAUCUGGUUCCUCUCAUCAUCGAAAUGCCACUUCAGGACGUGAAAGAACACUGGCCUCAACUUCAAGUGGCAGGAUGACAUUAAAAGAAAAGUCCGCUGUCGAAUUCAGUGCAAUAAGGCAAGGACAUAAAUCUUCCACUUUGCGGUCACCAAGUAAAUGCAAGCAGGGUCUUGCAUCUGGUUCCUCUCAUCAUCGAAAUGCCACUUCAGGACGUGAAAGAACACUGGCCUCAACUACAAGUGGCAGGAUGACAUUAAAAGAAAAGUCCGCUGUCGAAUUCAGCGCAAUAAGGCAAGGACAUAAAUCUUCCACUUUGCGGUCACCAAGUAAACGCAAGCAGGUUGCACCAAAAAAAGCUGUGAGAAAGCCAAGAUACAAAAUCUUGGGAGAGAUUGAGCGUCAUCAGUCAUCUACAGUGACACUCAUCUUCGCCUUCUAUUUGGUCGUGUUGUGCGCAAGAUUCUUUUUAGUAUAACUGGUGAUGAUUUUAAGAUGCAGAAGCUGGCCCUGAAGGCACUCCAUGAGGCCAGUGAAGCAGUCAUAGUGGCACUUUUGGAAGGUUCUAAUAAGCUCGCUCGUCAUGCUCACCGUUUCACAAUUAUGAACAGGGAUUUAGAUAAUUUGCUUACCUUGAUAAAGAGCUAUGGCGACCUGCAUGGCUGCCUCUCCUAAAGGCGUUCAGUCUUUUCAUGUUGGUUUUAAUGUGAAAUAGUCAUGCACUAAAAUGAACAACUUGCCAGAUCUGUGUGGUCUGCGUGGAAACAAUGAAAAUAGUCAGAAAUAUUAAUGGCUUUUAUUCUGCUUAGUUCACAAUCACUUUUGACUUAUCCAGUUACAUUGGAAUGCAAUUUUCUUUAUACUCAUGCUUGUGUUUUAUUGUAUAUAAUUUGAGGUGUCAGAUAGUAGAAAUAAAGUGGUUUAAAAGCUUC
Molecule: messenger RNA, 2003 nt
Organism: Dermacentor albipictus
Lineage: Eukaryota; Metazoa; Arthropoda; Arachnida; Ixodida; Ixodidae
Product: serine-rich adhesin for platelets-like
Source: RefSeq, a predicted model, not a curated record